Gadus chalcogrammus (walleye pollock) is the source of this 1327-nucleotide messenger RNA. RefSeq names its product intron Large complex component GCFC2-like. The transcript has 2 exons. Bases 201 to 1037 code for a protein of 278 amino acids. Gene Ontology annotation, biological process: mRNA splicing, via spliceosome. The record is from RefSeq and is a predicted model, not a curated record. Gene Ontology annotation, cellular component: nucleus. Gene Ontology annotation, molecular function: DNA binding. NCBI's taxonomy places the organism in Eukaryota, Metazoa, Chordata, Actinopteri, Gadiformes, Gadidae.
UUUCUGAAUCCGCCAUCGGGCACGUAGGUGAAGGCUACGGACCGUUUAUUACGGACGGAUUUGUUUCACUUGUAGGUAGUUCAGAGAAGAGGCCGGUAAAGAUUUUGCGGGGUACUGGUGCUACUGAAACUUUUGUUGUUGAGUCCGUUUUGCCAUUCUCAGGGCAGUCGAGCACGUGGAAUGUUGUGCUAAUUCGAGGCAUGGGAGUGCAGACUAUGUCUGUUCCCCUCCACCAUAUCGAACUAAGUUCUGAUCUGGUGAAGGGGAAUGUUGUUGUCGGCGUGUGCCCUGCGUUGCCUGUACUGGGAGUGCAUAUCAUUUUGGGCAACAAAUUGGCAGGAGAUCGUGUCUGGCCAAGUGGGCCAGCACUACCAAUAGUGACCAUCGAGCCGUCUCAAAGUUCACAAGGCCGCGGUAUAUCGUGCAGUUCAAAGCGAGAAACGACGCCACCAAAGUCGGAUCAGAGCGAAGGAGAAGAUGCUCUUGACGGCAGACAUUCUACUGAGCAGAAACUAGGAAGCAGCGAUGAAAGUAAAUCUGACUCUGAGGAAGAGGAGCAGAAACUUUGGGAGGAGACUCAGAUUUUCAAGGGACUCAAAAGACGUCCAGGUGAACAGAGUCCUUCAGGCAGUGAAGCCAGCAACUACAGCAGCAGCAGCAGAAGCCGGAGGAGAAACCAACACAGGCAGAAGAAGGCCGGCUUCAACUACCCAGAGAGCCUGCCGCCUGUCGGAGGCCUGAAACGGAGGCUUGAGGGAAAGCUGGAGUCGCUGAAGGAGGUGCACCGAGCGCGGCAGGCGAAGCUGAGGAGGAUGGAGGGGGACGUGGAGAACGCCAGGAGCUCCAUGGAGAACCUGGAGGGCAGCGCCUCGGACAAGCGGCUCCGCUUCUACAGGGCCAUGACCCAGUACACCAACAACCUGGUGGAGUGUCUCCAGGAGAAGGUGGUGGAGAUCAACUUGUUGGAGCUGGAGCUGCACACUCUCCUGGCAGACCAGAUGGAGUCACUGUUGGCAGACCGGAGGAAGAGUGUCUGAGAGCGGGCCGCUCACCUGCAGCAGCCCUACAAUAUUCAGAUUCGCCACAUACGGGGCGUGGACAACGUUAUGGCAGAUGCUUUGUCCCGCGCUCCGGAGUUGAUGGAGAGAUUGUGGGCAGGUGUGGGAUGGACCGGUGGCAGUAUAAAGAGCCUGCCCAGACAGCAGACGUGGCUUCUCCCUCCUCCCAGCAUUGGCUUUCCUUUGGCUUCCUUUGUAUUCACAUGGACUGAUAUUUACAUUACCUUUUAGGUUACUUACAUUUAUACUGACUUGCACCACACUUCUUA